AUGGCGACUAAUCGCGUACGGCUUAUUACACCCGUUUAUCAAAUUAAUCCGAAUCGUAAAAAACAUACAAAAAAUCAAACGAAACAUGGCGAAGACAAUAUAGCUUUUGCAGAAGAAUAUGAAGACAAUAUUGAUUUAGAACUGUUUCCAAAUAUUGAAUCUAAUACAAAUAAUUUAAAUAUUGUAUUUAGUAAUGAAACUUCAACAGUUCAUAUUGAUAAUCCAGAAGAUUCUGUAGCUUCAACACAAUCAAUUUCUACUAAUGGGAAUGAACAAGUAUUAGAUGAAGAAGUAGCAACAAAUGUUUCAAAUAAAGAUGAUCCUUCUAUAUUGGUUUUAACAUUUCGAUCAUGGUUUCUUGGUCUUUUAUUUACAUGUGUUCUUUCGUUUGUAAAUCAAUUUUUUUGGUAUCGAACAUCACCACUUUUUGUUGGUACUCUUGUUGCACAAUUAUUAACAUAUCCAUUAGGUAAAGGAAUGGCUAAAAUAUUACCAGAUCGAAAAUUUAAAAUAUUUCGAUGGAGUUUUACUCUUAAUCCAGGUCCAUUUACUAUUAAAGAACAUUGUAUUAUAACAGCAAUGGCUAAUGCAACAUGUAGUACAGCAUAUGCUAUUGAUGUUAUUACAACAUUGCGAAUAUUUUAUAAACGCUUACUUCAUCCAUUAGUUGGUAUUACUUUUGUUAUUACAUCACAAAUUUUAGGUUAUGGAAUAGCUGGUAUUAUGCGAAAAUUUCUUGUUUGGCCAUCAGCUAUGAUAUGGCCAACUAAUCUUGUUAAUUGUGCUCUUUUUCGAACUUUACAUAAUGAUAGAGAUAUUGAUAGUAAAGAAGAAGUAAAUAAAGAAUCAUAUUGGAAAAUGUCACGUCUACGAUUUUUUUUCAUUGCAUCAUUGUGUCAAUUUUUAUGGUAUUGGUUUCCUGGUUUUAUUUUUCCUGCUUUAUCACUUUUUUCUUGGAUAUGUAUGAUUAAACCAGAUAAUGUUGUUCUCUCACAACUUACUGGAAUUAAUGGACUUGGUAUAGGUUCAAUAGAAAUUGAUUGGAAUGCAUGGGUUGCAUUUCUUGGUUCACCAAUAAUUGUUCCAUUCUGGGCUCAAAUUAAUAUACUGAUUGGCUUUGUUUUAUUAGCAUGGAUAAUAGCACCUAUUGUAUAUUAUACUAAUCUAUGGGAUUCAAAAGCAAUGCCAAUUGUUAGUAAUCGUGUUUUUACUGCAGACGGUUAUUUCUAUAAUGUUUCGGCUGUACUAAAUUCACAAAUGCGUUUAAAUGAAACUGCUUAUAAAAACUAUGGUGAGCUUCGAAUGUCAACUAUUCUUGCUCUUUCGUAUGCUAUAUCAUUUGCUGCAAUAUCAGCAGUUAUUGUUCAUACGAUAUUGUAUCAUGGUAAAACAAUAAUAAAACAAUUUCGAUCAUCUCUGAAGGAUGAUCAUAAUGACAUUCAUGCUGUACUUAUGUCUCGCUAUCGUGAAGCACCAGAAUGGUGGUAUACCAUAUUGUUUAUCAUAGCAUUUACUCUUGCUAUUAUUGUUUGUCAUGUUGGUAAAUUAAUGCCAUGGUAUUAUCUAAUUCUUGCUGUUGCAAUUGCAUUUAUUUUUGUUCUACCUACUGGUAUUGUUCAAGCUAUUACCAAUCAAACCAUUGGACUUAACGUUAUUACUGAAUUUGUUGCUGGUAUUGUCAUUCCCGGUGAUCCCCUAGCUAAUAUAACAUUUAAAACUUAUGGAUAUAUUACACAAUAUCAAGCUCUACUUCUAAUAUCUGAUUUAAAAUUAGGUCAUUAUAUGAAGAUUCCACCACGUGCAAUGUUUGUUACUCAAUUAGUAGGUACAAUUAUAGCAGGCAUUGUGAAUUAUCUAACAGCAACCUAUUUAAUGAAUAAUAUUCCAAAUAUUUGUACACCACAAAAUACUCGAUGGACAUGUCCUAAUGCUAAUAUAUUUUUUAGUGCAUCUAUUAUUUGGGGAGCUAUCGGUCCAAAAAAAAUGUUUGGCAAAGGAUCUAUCUAUUCACCACUUCUCUAUGGUUUUCUCGGUGGUAUUCUUCUUCCUAUACCAUUUUGGUUUCUUAUGAAAAAAUUUCCUAAUGUUAAAUGGUUGAAAUAUAUUCAUUUUCCAAUUAUGUUAACAGCAACAGCAAUAAUGCCACCGGCUCCACCUGGUAAUUUUCCAUCAUGGCUUUUAGUUGGAUUUAUUUUCAAUUUUAUACUUCUUCGACAUGCACGAUCAUGGUGGAAACGUUAUGCAUAUGUUUUUUCGGCAGCAAUGGAUUGUGGUGUGGCUUUUGGUGUAUUAAUAAUCUUUUUUAUAAUGCAAAAUAAUGGAAUAGAAUUUCCAACAUGGUGGGGAACUGGUGGACAUACUGGAGAUGGUUGUCCAUUCUCACAUGCUAAUUAUUCGGGAAUUAUUCCCAGAGAUCGUCCAAUAUCUAUUAAUUGA
Molecule: messenger RNA, 2436 nt
Organism: Rotaria sordida
Lineage: Eukaryota; Metazoa; Rotifera; Eurotatoria; Philodinida; Philodinidae
Source: the annotation of a GenBank genome assembly